Messenger RNA from Hypoxylon trugodes, 2523 nucleotides. RefSeq lists its product as uncharacterized. The coding region runs from base 214 to 2028 and encodes 604 amino acids. The record is from RefSeq and is a predicted model, not a curated record. NCBI's taxonomy places the organism in Eukaryota, Fungi, Ascomycota, Sordariomycetes, Xylariales, Hypoxylaceae. The transcript has 6 exons.
AGCUUGAAAGCCGCCGCCACAAGGCUAGCUUAACUUACAAACUCCGGUGUUUUAUAAGUAAACUGCGCCGAAGAUUGCUUCCUCCCACCUAUUUCGUCCCAGGUUACCAACCCCACGGACGAAGUGGUCGACAGACAAGCACGUAGAUAUUCUAUCCUACCCAGUCGACUAGCGCAAUCUUAGAGCCGCAAACUCCGAACAACCCGCAGCGACAUGAGGUCGACUGCCCAGUCUGCGCUGAAGCUGUUGGCGCUUGUCGCCAUAGCUGGAGCUCUUCCUGCAGUUCUGGCCCAUGGUCACGAUGACGAAGGCGCCAUGAAUAUGGAUGGCGACGGAGGGAUGGAUAUGAGCAAAGAGGACCCGAAACCGGAUGUGGAUUCCUAUCCGCCUACGUACUUUGCGCAUACAGAGCACGUAACCGAAAUAUAUGCGCACAUCGCAUUAAUGGUCAUAAGCUGGGUAUUCAUGUUACCAUUAGCUGUUAUGUUCUCCAUCGCGCGAUCGAAAUACACACUCGCGAUCCAGUUCCUUUUCCUCUUUACGAAUGCGAUUGGCGUCCUAUUAGGCAUUACGUAUAACGCGAAUACCCCUGAUCUAUAUCCGAAUAAUGCGCAUCACAAGUUAGGGUGGAUAGUUACGUGGGUAAUCAGCGCGCAAGUGGUUAUCAGCCUCGUAGGCCGUGUAGCGGGCGUGAUGGCCAAGAACAAUACACAAGAAUUCACCAAGGAGGAGGAGCAAGCAUUCAUUCCUGUUUCGACGGAAGCUAUGGCCGAACACCAGCGCAGAAACGCAACAAUGUUUUCAAGCCCAUAUCGUCACUCUAACGACAGUGGACAGGGCACAGAGCCGAAUACCGAGUCGUUGCGAAGCAACUCUGUAUCAACUGCUGUGGGUCAGGAGUCGCCUACCGAAAUGAACGAUCGACGAUUGCACUACGAGGAUGACCUUGAAGACCUCCACUUCAAACCCGCGGAAUUACUCUCUUCGAAACCAGCCAAUUCGUUUAUUGCCAAGGUUGCCGGGAAGAUCUCUAACAGGGCAUGGAAAGUUCUGAUGUUUGCAUACAAUUUCAUUGACCGGACUAUCCUCAUUCUGGGUUACGUAGCUCUGUGCACAGGCAUUAUUACCUUUGCCCGAUUCUUUGAGGGACAUGGCAUUUUCAGUGGUUUGGCUCAUUGGAUUAAAGGAGGUAUCUUUUUCUGGUACGGCAUUUUGACUCUCGGGAGGUGGACCGGGAGUUUCGGUGAACUGGGAUGGGCUUGGAACGUCCGUCCGAAGCAAAGCUCGCAGAAAUGGAGACCCACUGCGGAGUUCGUGGAGGGUGCGCUCAUCUUCACUUACGGAUCGACUAACAUUUUCCUGGAGCAUCUUGGCAACGCUGGCAAGGAAUUCAGUCCUCAGGACCUUGAGCACAUUUCCAUCACCGUUCUUUUCAUUGGUGGUGGUUUGCUUGCGAUGCUAAUUGAGUCCACACGAAUACGUGAACUCCUAAACACCACUGUGUACGAUGCAGCUCUUGCUCAUCCGAGCCAUGCGUACAGCGAGGAGGAACGUGAAGCCCUCGAAGUGCCAAGACAGUAUGAAUUCUCCGUCAACCCCAUUCCAGCGCUCGUCAUUUUGCUUCUUGGCAUCAUGAUGAGUUCGCAUACCCAGCAGACAAUGAUUUCAAGCAUGGUUCACAAGCAAUGGGGUAACCUCCUGACGGGCGCUUCAUUCGCUCGAGGCUUUACAUAUGUGCUCCUCUACCUUAAGCCCCCGCGCUCUAUCCUGCCAUCUCGACCUCCCACUGAGCUCUUGACCGCGUUUGGUCUCAUUGCGGGAGGCACCAUCUUUAUGGCAAGCGCUGGCGAUACGGUAGAUGGAAUGAUCCAUUAUGACUUAGAUGCCAUGUUCUUCUACACCGUUACUAUGGGCUUUGUCGGGCUGCUCAUGGCGUGGGUUGUGGUCGUCCUAGCUCUUAAGGGCUGGGUCGUCCGCAGAGAGUCCGGUCGGUCACCGAAAUCUUGGACCCUAGCUUCCCGGGUCUAAGAAUUUGUUUGCGAAAAUCCAUCAUGCAUUGCAUCAGAAACGACUUGGGUAUUCUCCAGCAACGAACUGGGGCGGUCCUUGUUAGAUCAUUUAAUUUUUCUUUUUUAGAUUAACGGCGUAUCGGGGUGGGGCGCUCGAUUUGCGAUAUACCCUAAGAUACUCCCUUCACUUGUUCUGAACAUAUUUUUUGCAUUCUGGACUUUCAUUACAACCAUCAUCAAUGAUACCCAUAGGGAAAGCGGUUUAUGAUUUUUGUGGACGACCUGGUUGGAGGUUGAAGGUUGGAUAGGACGUAGGCACUGGAGGAAGGGAGGGCAUGAGUGUGUUAGGUCCUCUACCGUUGAGAGUCCAUGGGAAUGAAUCGGAUGAUUAGACUUGACUCAGUACCUACUUAAUAAUCUGAGACUCACAGAGAAAAUCAUAAAAUGAAAUGAAAGGAAUAAGAGUUCAUAUGCGCUUAUCGUAUAAUGUGUAGCCACUUGUAAUCAUGAAAUC